UUUCUCUGUUUAAAAUGCUUUUGUUUGGUUCAACAAGUCUGACGUGAGGCCCCUUCUUCUCUUUCUCUACUUAUUAUAUAUUCACUUCUUCACUCUCUUUUCUUCUCCAUUCCACUCUUCUAUUUUUUUCUCCAUAAUGGCCAAAUUUUGCUUCUUUCUUCUUUUUAUCUCUCUUAUUUUCAUCCCCUGUGCUCUCUCUCGCUCCUUAUCAUCAUCUUCACACCCACACUCCCAAUUCUUUGACGUUGCAAAAUCCCUUGAAAAAACCACUCAAGUUCUCUCUCCCACUACUUUUCAACAAGAAGCUAUUAAAACUACCCAUUUUAACUCUUCUUCAAUUUCUGUUUCAAUAUAUCCACGUUCAGCUCUAGUAAAACCCAACCAUAAAGAUUAUUCAACUCUAACUCUAUCUCGACUCGAACGUGACUCAACUCGAGUUACCUCACUAACCAUGAAACUCCAGUUCUCUCUCUCCAACUUUACUCACUCCGAUCUUAAACCGGUUAAUAACAUGUUACAGCCUGAAGAUCUUCAAACCCCAAUUACUUCCGGUGCUAGUCAAGGAAGCGGUGAAUAUUUUACUCGUCUCGGUUUAGGCGAACCUGCUAAAGAAUUCUACAUGGUUCUUGAUACUGGUAGUGAUAUAACAUGGGUUCAAUGUGAACCGUGUUCUGAUUGUUAUCAACAGUCGGAUCCAAUUUACAACCCCUCGGGUUCUACAACUUACAGUCGGAUCUCCUGUGACGCAGCACAGUGUACGGCACUUGAGGUCUCAGCUUGUGGGACCCAGUCUUGUUUGUAUCAAGUGUCUUAUGGUGAUGGUUCGUUUACUGUUGGAGAGUUUGCUACUGAAACGGUGUCGUUUGGGAAGUCUGGUUCGUUUCCUAAAGUUGCUGUAGGUUGUGGACAUGAUAAUGAAGGGUUAUUUGUCGGUGCUGCUGGUUUGCUUGCUUUAGGUGGUGGCGCUUUAUCACUACCUACUCAAAUCAAAGCGUCGUCUUUUUCGUAUUGUCUUGUGGAUCGUGAUUCUGCUUCAUCGUCAACGUUGGAAUUUAACUCGGCCCGGCCCGGUGCCUCGGUAACCGCGCCGUUACUACGUAACUCGAGAAGGAGCACUUUCUUCUACGUCGGACUCACCGGAAUUAGCGUUGGAGGGAAGAUGCUUUCGAUUCCCGCGUCGGUGUUCCAGAUGGACGGGAGCGGUAACGGAGGUAUAAUUGUGGACUCAGGAACGGCUGUGACUAGGUUACAAAGCAGCGCAUACAACGCUCUACGUGACUCGUUCAGGAAAUUGACUACGAAUUUGCCUUCCGGCGGGCAAUUCGCGCUGUUCGACACUUGCUACGACUUAUCGUCGAUGAAAAGAGUGAGUGUUCCGACGGUGGCGUUUCAUUUCUCGGGCGGUAAAUCGCUGCCGUUGCACCCGAAGAAUUACCUCAUACCGGUAGACUCGGCGGGAAAAUUCUGCUUGGCUUUUGCUCCUACGGAAGGGUCGUUGUCUAUUAUUGGAAACAUACAGCAACAAGGGACACGUGUCAGUUAUGACCUGGCUAACAACCUUGUUGGAUUUAGCCCCGACAAUUGUUAGUAGGAAAUGGAGAUACAAAUUUAGUAGUAACAUCUCCAGUAACUAACUGCUUUUACCAAUAUCAAUUAUUGUAAAAAGAUUAAAAGCAGGACUUUGUUGGAGGAGGAAAGGAAAAAAGAAAAAUAAAGGGUAGGUGAUUGAUUAUUAAGUUAUUUAUGGUUGAUAGGGAUAGGGUUGCUUUUUUAUUUUUAAAUUCUGAAUGAAAUGGGCGUAGUUUUUUAAUACUCACAGGAAAUAGUAAGGUGAGAGAUUGAAAAGUUGUUGGGAAUGA
Molecule: messenger RNA, 1859 nt
Organism: Lycium barbarum (goji berry)
Lineage: Eukaryota; Viridiplantae; Streptophyta; Magnoliopsida; Solanales; Solanaceae
Product: protein ASPARTIC PROTEASE IN GUARD CELL 1-like
Exons: 3
Coding region: 137-1588 (483 amino acids)
Biological process (GO): proteolysis
Molecular function (GO): aspartic-type endopeptidase activity
Source: RefSeq, a predicted model, not a curated record